UUACGGCUGGUUGUUAGACCUUUAGCGGUGUGAACAUUGACGCUACGGAAAACUACAGCUCCCUACACAAAUAAGGGCGCCGUACUGAGAUUUGUUUUUAGCUUAGCUGGUACACACGAGUGAAAUUGUAACCGAGGAAAAAAAUUAUAAUUUAAAUUUAUAUCGCUUUUCUCUAAACACUGUCGAAAACGUCUUGCGUAUCCCCAUCUUUCUGGAGUUAGCUUGCUGCCAUGCCGGUGCACCGCGACCGGGAGAAGAAAGAGAUUACAGCAGAGGAGAUGGAGGUGGAGGAGCAUGAGCAAGAGGCGUCCAGCUCAGAGGAGGAGGAUUCUGACUCUUCGUCUGUUUCCGAGGAUGGAGACAGCUCUGAAAUGGAUGAGGAGGACUGUGAGCGGAGAAGGAUGGAGUGUCUGGAUGAAAUGACCAACCUGGAGAAACAGUUCACCGAUCUUAAAGACCAGCUGUAUCGUGAGCGUCUCAGUCAGGUGAACAGCAAGCUGUCAGAGGUGGAGGCUGGCCGGGCAGCAGAAUAUUUGGAGCCUCUGGCUGUACUGUUGGAGAACAUGCAGGUCCGCACCAAGGUGGCAGGUAUCUACAGAGAGUUGUGUCUGGAGUCCUUGAAGAACAAGCAUGAGUGUGAGAUCCAGGCUGCAUGCCAGCACUGGGAGAGUGAGAAGCUGCUGCUGUUUGACACAGUACAGAGUGAACUGGAGGAGAAAAUUCGAAGACUGGAAGAAGACAGACACAGCAUAGAUAUUACAUCAGAGUUGUGGAAUGAUGAGUUAUCAGGAAGGAAGAAGAGGAGAGAUGCCUUAAGCCCAGAUAAGAAGAGGAGACGGCCGUCAGUGGUGUCUGGCCCAUAUAUUGUUUACAUGCUACCUGACUUGGACAUCCUGGAAGACUGGACAGCUAUUAGAAAGGCCGUGGCUACGCUGGGUCCCCACAGAGGGAAGUCCGACUCUGACAGCCCUGUUUUCCCAUUCAGACAAGACAGAAACAGGCCCAUUCUCAACUGCUAAGGAACACACAACCAUACCCAUACAAUACAAUGCAUGUAUGAAAAUGACACACAGCUGUCCAUUUCUCUGAAUCUUCCCACAACCCACUUCACUCCUCUGCUAACAGUGACACCCGUCAGUAAGCUGCAGACACACUAUAAGGACUCACAGGUUUAAAUCCCUUUUUAAAGGACAACAGGAAUAGAAGCAUUACAUUUACUGACGAUAGAACUCAGUACUUGAAUUAGGCUCUCGAUUUCAUUUGUUUGUGUUUACUCAGUGGACAGGUAAAAUAUUUACCUAUUAGAGUUUCAGUUAGUAACGUUUAUAAAAAAAUUACUUCUGCUAUCACAAAUUUUUGCUCAAACUAUCUAUAUCCUGACAGUACGACAUGAGACAGUGAAUCUGUGUAAAAAGUCAUGGCCCUCUUCCUCCUCCUGGUGCUCCUAAUGGCAGUCUCUAACGCAGUGUCAAUGGCUUGUGAACUGAUGUCUGUUAGAUGUAAAACAACAAAAUUACAGCUAAACAGUACACUAAAAUAUGUUUCUGAAAAAAUGUAUGGUGAAAUAGGCUAUGCAGUGAUAGAAUCUUGAUUUCAUAUUUUAUCAGCGCUGCCUAGCUGUACAGUGGGACCGCAGUUUACGCGCAGUGGGAUCUUGCAGAUGCCUUUACGAGCACUAGGGGGAGGCAGAUGAACAAAUUAUCUGUCUCAACUACUACUGUCAAGAUAUAGUAACAGUUUCACCAAAUAUAAGUUAUUUUUUAUAAAAGUUAGCAACUGCAGCUUUAUUGGACAGUAAUAACAAAAACUGUGAUACCCAUAGUUCAACUUUAUAAAGAAAAAAUCAAGCAUUGAACUUUUUUUCGAGGAUAUUGGAGCUUUUAAAUUUUUUUUUUUUUUAAAGGAGCAUUCAAACCAGUAAGUUACAAACCUGUCAGGUUUUGUUUUCCAGACUCCACAUUAUUCUUUGUAAUUGUAAGCACUAAGAUUAUUGACGAAGCUUCCAAUGACAUAUGGGGAAAUCGUUUAUGGUUUAUAUAUGAAGCUGUUUGAUUGUGCCAUGACAUAUAUUAAAUAGUUGUUCUUUGAUUUUGAUCAGUUUUAAUGUUAUUACUUCUAAUUAUUACUUUUUCUUAUGGUGUUUUGAAUACAGUGGUUAGGUGGUAAUCAUAUGACAGUGCAGAGACAGAGUGUGCAGUUUUGCACUCCGCAGUGCCUACUUUUGAAGUUCAGUUUUUGUCACGUUCUUUUGGUUUUGUGAUGCAUCUUGGCAUUUUUAAGAGUUACAGUUUGGGUGCAGUAGUAGUGUUUGAGACAAACUUAGUGAUAGCAGUAAUUACAUUGCUAGAUAAGGCAAAAGAUAUUUCAAGGUUGUGUGUGCAUACGUGACCAAUACAGACUUAGUCAGACUAGUUAUAUGGUAUUAUAACCAUAUAAAUAUAAUCCAAAUUAUAUUUAUACUGGACUAUUUUAGGCAUCAACUAACCCUUUUCAAGCUGCCAGUGUACUUCCUCAUACCACCAGCUGUGUUGGUGGUGAAAAGAGCAUAGCAAACAAAAAAAAAGGGAUAUUUCAGUAGAUCGUCUUCUUGACCAUAUUGACCAUAUACAGUUUUAAUGAUACCUGGGCAUUUUGAAUCUUUUUUUCCUUAAACUCUUUUAUAAAAUCUUAUAUUUUUGUUAACAUAGCUGGUUAUUUUCAUGUGGCUUGUCUACUAAAGUCAAUUCCCCUCUUUAAUUACCACUGUAAUUGCAAAUCAGUGUCAAUAAUGCAAUGAGUUAUUGUAACCACAUUAUAAACAAUUAUUUUAGGGGCAAAUGGAAUACCAAGCUAUCCCUUUAAAGUUGUUAUCCAACAGAUAUUACUGUUACAUUAUCUUAUUACACAUCUACCUCCUCUCUCUAUCUCUCAGUACUAGUAUAUCUCAGUCUUUAAAGUAAUGUCCAUGUUUGCAUUAUUGCUCAUGAACAUGAAAAUGCUUUUUUUUUUUAAAAUAUCUUUAAAAGCCUACUGUGGCGAUGACUAAUGACAGGGAAGGAACCAAACAAUGGCCUUCUAAUCACACCCCGCCAAUGAAUCUUCAUAUAUACAACUCACUGGUUAUGAAGGAGGAUGAACAACCUGCCAUUCCAUAAUAUUGUUUUUAUAAAGAGUUUUUCUGAAGAUAAAGGUAAUGGAGAUGUUAAAUAUUCAAAUCAAUAUUUUGACAAUUUAUGUAAAUAUUGUGUCAGGUACAUUUGUGUCUUUCUUGUUGGUGCUGUGGGUGGGUUUUACAAUUAAAAGUUGUUUUAUAAGUA
This is a messenger RNA of Etheostoma spectabile (orangethroat darter), 3296 nucleotides long. It is a transcript of the gene brms1la, whose product is annotated as BRMS1 like transcriptional repressor a. Bases 231 to 1019 code for a protein of 262 amino acids. The transcript has 10 exons. The record is from RefSeq and is a predicted model, not a curated record. NCBI's taxonomy places the organism in Eukaryota, Metazoa, Chordata, Actinopteri, Perciformes, Percidae.